AUGACAUCUGCGUCUACUGACAUUAAUUCCAAAUCUUCAACAUCAAUAAUUAACAACAAAAAUGAUAACAUUGAUAGUUUCAAAGAGGUGGAAGAAACGUUAAUGACCGAAAUAUCUGUGUUAGAUGGACAGCAGUUUGAUGAUCUCUUAAGUUGGUUUACAACGGUUGAAGAAGUUUUUAAGAAACUGAAAUACCACGAAAGAAUGUAUGUUUCUUUUGCAUAUGAUUAUUUGGUAACAAGUUUGCAGGAAUGGCAUGAUCAAAAUUAUUGUCAUUUUAAAAAUAACUGGAGUGAUUUUAAACAACACUUAUCUUCUUUAUUGAAUCAAACGUCUUUGCCUAUGCCAUCCGCAGUAACCACUACAACGCAAUCCGUCACCUUUUCCUCCGCUAUCGUUAACAAACAGGAACAAGAACAAAAUCAGCAGUCACAAUCGGAACAACAGAGAGCAGAAGAAACCCAAAGAGUCAUUAGUACCGUUCCAAAUUUUGACGGAACUGACGCGGAAGGUUGGUUUUCGAAUUUGCUUCGCAAAUUCAGAGAACUGGAUUUAGAACCAGAAACGAUGUUAUACUAUACAAAGUAUAAAUUUAGUGGACAGUCGCUUAUCUGGUAUUAUGAAAAUUUUUCCAAAUUUGAUAAUUUUUCUACUUUUGUGAAAUUAUUUCGCCUUCAAUUUAUUGAAAUUUCUUCUUCUAAUCCAUUCAUCUCUUCUUCUACAAAAGUUGGCGAUCGAAAACCUUCGUCGAGCUCUACUACAACAUCUUUACCAACGUUUUCUGCCGAUUCAUUCGCAAUUCGCUCUCCAACUGAUACAGUUGAAAAUAUUUUGCAGAAGAUUGUCAUCGAAGAUAUUAUCAAAAAUCCAAAGACAUUCACAGGAAAAGAAAAUAUUUCAACAUGGAUCGAACAAGUAGAACAUUUGUUUAUUACUUCUAAGUGGCCUGAAGAUCUUCGAUUACAGUAUAUUCCACAAUUUUUGAAGAAUGAUGCCAAGCAUGGUAUAAAGAUAAUCAAUCAAUUAGAAUGUCGUGGAAUGAAUUUAAAACACAAAUCAAGAAGGCCUAUACCUCAACUUAUGAAAUCACAAUUGCUUUUCAACGUUUAA
Messenger RNA from Didymodactylos carnosus, 1110 nucleotides. The record is from the annotation of a GenBank genome assembly. NCBI's taxonomy places the organism in Eukaryota, Metazoa, Rotifera, Eurotatoria, Philodinida, Philodinidae.